AUGGACUUUUCUUCUCAGUACCAGUACGGCGGCGCUGGCGGCCAGACGACCUACGGCUUCCUGGGGCCGAUGCAGCCUCUGACGCCGUCGCACUCUGCGUCGGCCGGCUCGGACGACUUUGGGCAGACAUCGCCUCCUGAAGCAGCGUUCGACGCCGCCCUCGGCGGCGGUCAGUUUGCCGACUUUGACUACAGCACCGGCCUCACGCCCGGGCCGCUCAACGGCAGCACCAACGGCGCGUCCUUUCCCGGCCCGCCCACGCCGCCCGUCGCCUUUGCCCAGCAGCAGCAGCAGCAGAACAUGCUCGGCGGCGGGCAGGGCGAGCACGGCAGCCCGGACGACGGACAGGGCGGCAGGGGAAACUCGGAAGACGAGGACCUGACGCCUGCGCAGUCGCGCCGCAAGGCCCAGAACCGAGCCGCGCAACGCGCGUUCCGCGAGCGCAAGGAAAAGCACGUCAAGGAUCUCGAGACCAAGCUCGCCAGCAUGGAGGCCGCGCAGCAGCAGUCCUCGGUCGAGAACGAGCGUCUCCGUCGUGACCUCCAGAAAAUAUCGACCGAAAACGAAAUCCUCCGCGCCACGAGCACCUCCCAGACUGCCCACCACCGCCCCUCGGCCUCGCCGCCCGCCGUCACCACCGGCCCGACCGAGUACCGCCCGACGGAUUUCUACUCCAACGUGCUGCAGGACCACGCCAACAAGCUGCCCUCGCACCGCAUCGUCGUCGGCGACGACGGCGCGCGGCUGCUCGCCGCCGGCGCGACGUGGGACUACAUUGUCGGCCACGAGCUGUUCAAGCGCGGGCUGGUCGACGUGGGCGCCGUGAGCGAGCGGCUCAAGGACAAAGCGAGGUGCGACGGCCAGGGGCCCGUGUUUCCGGAAAAGGACAUCCUGGAGGCGAUUGAGCAGAGCGUGGCGAGCGGCUCAGAUGACUUGCUGUGA
Molecule: messenger RNA, 942 nt
Organism: Akanthomyces muscarius
Lineage: Eukaryota; Fungi; Ascomycota; Sordariomycetes; Hypocreales; Cordycipitaceae
Exons: 3
Coding region: 1-942 (313 amino acids)
Cellular component (GO): RNA polymerase II transcription regulator complex
Molecular function (GO): transcription cis-regulatory region binding; DNA-binding transcription activator activity, RNA polymerase II-specific
Source: RefSeq, a predicted model, not a curated record